This is a messenger RNA of Perognathus longimembris pacificus (Pacific pocket mouse), 1188 nucleotides long. RefSeq names its product ninjurin 1 (gene Ninj1). Gene Ontology annotation, biological process: cell adhesion; tissue regeneration. Gene Ontology annotation, cellular component: membrane. The transcript is spliced from 4 exons. The record is from RefSeq and is a predicted model, not a curated record. NCBI's taxonomy places the organism in Eukaryota, Metazoa, Chordata, Mammalia, Rodentia, Heteromyidae. The coding region runs from base 66 to 524 and encodes 152 amino acids.
GGGACCCGGCGGCAGAGGCGCGGGCACACUCAGGCCGGGAGCGUGGUGGCCCGGGUGGCCACAUCAUGGACUCGGCCACCGAGGAGUACGAGCUUAAUGGCGAGCUGCACCCAGGCUCGCCUGGCUCUCCCGCGGUCUCGCCUCCCCGCUGGGGCUUUAGGAACCAGCCCAUCAACUUGAACCAUUAUGCCAACAAGAAGAGUGCGGCCGAGAGCAUGCUGGAUGUUGCGCUGCUAAUGGCCAAUGCGUCCCAGCUGAAGGCCGUGGUGGAGCAGGGUCCUGCCUUUGCCUUCUUCGUGCCCCUAGUGGUCCUCAUCUCCAUCUCCCUGGUGCUGCAGAUCGGCGUGGGUGUGCUGCUCAUCUUCCUCGUCAAGUAUGACCUUAACAAUCCAGCCAAGCAUGCCAAGCUAGACUUCCUGAACAACCUAGCUACGGGUCUGGUAUUCAUCAUCGUGGUGGUCAACAUCUUCAUCACAGCUUUUGGGGUCCAGAAGCCCAUGAUUGAUGUGGCACCCCGGCAAUAGAGAACCCAGAACCUUGGAUGCUACCUGUCCCACAGCCCAGCCCCCAGAAACUGCAAGUUCUGAAGGCAUCCCAAUUCCAUGUGCAGUACUCCCAGAAAUGGCCAAAGCCCAAACUGGCCUUUGCUGGGCCAUGUCCUGGGACACGCCGACUAUGGCUGAGCAGAGGAGGCCCUACCUGGCACAUGGGGGCUGGAUGUGAGCCAAGAAGGUCAGAACUGGACAGACCUAGAAACUAGUACCCAGAAAAGGGUCACACCCCACCAAAGGACACACAUCUGAUCUGGAUGGGCCAGAUGAGGGGUUUGCUCUGGUCUGUGUCUCAGGAUGUUCCAGAAGGACUAGAACAUGCCCCCUCCCUUUGCUGAAGCACCAGCAUCCCCAUGUCCUGUGAGGCCUGCCCAGGUCACUCUGGAGACUGUUGCACUGCUUCUGCCACUUCCUAACCCAGGGACACUGGACAUCCAGAACCGACCACCAGUCUCUGGCUUCCACUUCAGCACCUGGGCUUGGUGGUCACCAAGAGGCAGCCAUGCUCGGGUGGGCCUCAGGCCCUGCCCACACCCUCCACCAGCAGUGAUCAGGCAGAACCUGAGGCCCCUCCUAGGGGUCCAGGUCUCCACUUUUCUAAUCAGGAAUGACAAUAAAGCUCAUAUGCCUCCCUGCA